Molecule: messenger RNA, 1566 nt
Organism: Penicillium verrucosum
Lineage: Eukaryota; Fungi; Ascomycota; Eurotiomycetes; Eurotiales; Aspergillaceae
Product: Zn(II)2Cys6 transcription factor domain-containing protein
Exons: 3
Coding region: 1-1566 (521 amino acids)
Biological process (GO): positive regulation of transcription by RNA polymerase II
Cellular component (GO): nucleus
Molecular function (GO): transcription cis-regulatory region binding; DNA-binding transcription factor activity, RNA polymerase II-specific; zinc ion binding
Source: RefSeq, a predicted model, not a curated record
AUGAAGUGUGAUGAAAUUAAACCGACAUGCGGCCCCUGUACCAAAAAGAAUAAGAUUUGUGAUUACGCCAACUCGAACCGACACAACGUCGACUCUGCAGCCACCAACAAGGUCAUUCCUGAGAACCUCUCCAUUUUAUCAACCACACAGCAAACACCGCAGCAGAAAACACCGCAACAAACACCGCCUCUAGAACAGAACAUUGAACAUGUAUCAAGUGAUCACAACCCAGGCGAAGUGCACUACCAGCCGCAUGGAGCCUCUGAUCAUGCCAGGACCGCUUCGGAAGCGAUCCUUAAUCCUUCUCCGUCCGCCAUGCUGGAAUAUCGACUGGAGAACGAGGGGAUUCCGAGUCAGGGUUCAGGAGGCAUGCAUGGGGAUUACUUGUCGCCAUCUACCUCAUCGUUGGCGGCGGUACGAUGGUUAGGCUUACUAGCAAGUGGGUUUCCCAGCGAUGGCAUCUCUGAUUCCUUGGAGAGCCAAAGCCUCUCGCUUGGAUACCAGAGUGGUGAUAGCCCGACACAGCCCAGCUCGCUACAGCGAGCGACUCAGGUUUUGGAUGGCCCUUCUGGCAGCUCGGCCAGUCAAGACGUGACGGAUGGCCAUUUCACUGAAAGCAGUUCGUUGACAGAGGGGCAGGUUUGGCAGUCACAGGAGCCAAUAAAUCUCUUACCAGCAGAACAAACAUUGUUCGAACAUUUUGUACAUCAAGUUAGCCCAUUGGUUGGUCAUAGCACCAUAUCCCUGACUGGUGUACCCUCAUCUGAUAAUCCUCCCUCGCAGAUCGAUCUUUUUGACCCGACGAACAAAUUCUCCACAUUAGUUGUGCACCUAGCGUUGCGCAAUGCUGGGCUUCUAAACGCUAUAUUAGCUCUUUCUUUUCGGCACCUGGCUUUGAACCCUAGUCUAGAUGAUCAAAACAUUACAGGCAAGCCGGAAGAGGCUCUUCAAUACUACUACCAAACUCUUCAUUACGUGGGAAGGGCGAUGCAAUCUAGUGCUUACAAGAUUAGCCUGGAGCUGCUUUCAACCGCCUUGAUAAUUUCCACUUAUGAAAUGCUUGACAAUUCUACAGAUGACUGGGAACGUCACCUAGAAGGAGUCUUCUUGAUUCAGAGGUCUCAAACGAUACACGGAGAAACUGGAGGGCUCAAAUCGGCCGUCUGGUGGGCAUGGCUGUGCCAGGAUAUCUGGGCAGCUUUCCGCGAGAAACGCAAGACCUUUACGUUUUGGGUUCCGCAAAAGCCUCUCUCUGUGUUAUUACCGCACGAGCUCGCUACGCGCUCCAUCUAUAUCACCGCAAAGGUGGUUAGUUACUGCGCCACCGAAACAACCCAAGAAAACAUCCAGCAUCAAAUUGAUGAGGCAAUGCGACUUCGGAACAUGCUGGAAGACUGGCAACGGCAUUUGACUGUUGAGUUCUCCCCCUGCCGAUUAGGUCAUACGAGGCCUCAUCAUGCUUUCAGCCUGUAUGGAUUAGCCCACCCGCGUUUGCCGUCGCCGUUCAAUUUUUCAACGUAUCGUGUCUUCUCUUGGUAUCUCAUGAACCCAGCUUUGGCGGGUUGA